Eleginops maclovinus (Patagonian blennie) is the source of this 2271-nucleotide messenger RNA. It is a transcript of the gene dhrs7, whose product is annotated as dehydrogenase/reductase (SDR family) member 7. Lineage: Eukaryota; Metazoa; Chordata; Actinopteri; Perciformes; Eleginopidae. The transcript is spliced from 7 exons. Bases 881 to 1891 code for a protein of 336 amino acids. Gene Ontology annotation, molecular function: oxidoreductase activity. The record is from RefSeq and is a predicted model, not a curated record.
GCAUACCAUAUCCAUAAAUACAGAUUCCUUCUAUUUCAAAACAGGAUAGCGUAAGACAAGAAUAUUGCAUUUCUUGUUAAAAAAAAAUUGUCAUUGUAUAUGUUUUGAAUAAAGUUGGUUAAAAAAAGGACAUCUUUUAACGUAAGCGCUACAGACGGAGGACCCGGAUGUUGCAGGUUGCGUACUAGAAAACAUGACAUCAUCCCUGAGUUGAGGCUUCUCAGGCUGCGCAGUAGGCAUGUAUGCUGGAAAACAUAAACUGAUAUAUCCUGAUAUAGCUUGUACUUUACAGGACCUACAUCUAGUUUUAAAGGUCCUGUGUUAAGCAUUUAUUGUCAUCUAAAUUUUUCUGCAAAAAGACCCUCCUAAAUCUAACACACUGGAUCGUUAAGAUGUUUAUUUCAGAUUGAGUCGUUUCUAAAUGAUCCAUAUUCUAUUAGUAUAGGGUCCUAUUGUACUUACAUUAUUGUAAUGAGAAGGGGAAGAGUGGGGGUUGUUGAUGGGGUCAACACAUUUAAUUUUCCCCAGGUUCUUCUUCGAAGAAUAUGUGGUCAUUACGGAAUUUGCUCAGGAAAUAGAGACUCAUGUAGCCUAAAUACGACCUAAAACAUCCACUGAAUUGCCUUUAUAAUUUUGAUUUAUUGAUAUAUAAUAAUCCCAAGUCAGAUGGGACUUGCUUCACAUACUUAAUGUUAAUUUAUCUUAAUGCUGGCUGGCUGGUGAUUCUUUUAAAACUGACAUCCGCCGAGCUUUAGUUUUGAAAAUAUCCAAGCGGAAGUGACGUAUUAUCCUUUAGCUGCAGUAUUGUUUUGGCUGAAGCUUAAUUAUGCAGUAGCAGCUACUGAACUUAAACAAUAACUGUAUUCAUUUAUUUCAACCAAUGGACUGUUGCAUGGUAACUGCACUGUGGAGUUUUGCAUCAGUUUAUGCACUUCUUCACUUCCUGUGCUUUAUUUUCGCGGAUGCAGACUUCACUCUGCUGUGGUCGAGUCUGUUCGGACACAGACCAGAGAAUAAGCUGAAGGGUCUGGUGGUGUGGAUCACAGGAGCCUCCAGUGGUAUUGGAGAGGAGCUGGCCUAUCAGCUGGCAAAGUGCGGCUCGUGUCUCAUCCUGUCUGCACGGCGUGAGGAUGAGCUGAAUAGAGUGAAACGUGGCUGUUUAGAGCGCUCCAACCUCCAGGAUGUAGAUGUACUUGUUCUUCCACUUGAUUUGUUGGAGAGAAGUUCGCAUGAGGAAAAAACCAAAGCUGCUAUUCAGUUCUUUGGACAUAUUGAUGUCCUAAUUAACAAUGGGGGCCGAAGCCAGCGCUCUCUGUGCUUGGAGACCAGUUUUGAUGUGUAUCAGGCUCUGAUGGAGCUCAACUUCCUGGGUACGGUCUCCAUCACCAAGCAGGUGCUGCCUCACAUGACGCAGCGAGGCAGCGGGAGCAUUGUGACCGUCAGCAGCGUGGUCGGCAUUGCCGGGGCGCCCCUGGCAACAGGAUACUCUGCCAGCAAACAUGCUCUUCAGGGUUUCUUUAAUUCCCUUCGGAGUGAGCUGUCUGACUUUCCGAACAUACUUAUCAGCACCGUGCUGCCCGGGCCUGUGCAAUCACAGAUUGUCCAAAAUGCCUUCACAGAGGAAGUGACAAAGCCUGUGACUGCGGCUGGUAACCAGGAGCACAAGAUGCCAACCAGUCGCUGUGUGCGUCUAAUGCUGGUGGGAAUUGCAAAUAAUGUGAAGGAAAUGUGGAUUGCCAAUCAGCCCUUCCUCCUGUUUUACUACACCUGGCAGUAUGCUCCCACAUUUGCGUGGUUCAUCACAAACAUCUUGGGCAGAAAAAGAGUGCAGCAUUUCAAAGCUGGUCUGGAUGCAGACUCUGCAUACUUCACCAAGCCCAAGACCUCCUGAGAGUCACAUUGUCAAGAGGAAACAUGUUUAUUGCAUUCCUGAUGUUCGACCUUCAAUUGUAAUGGGUUUCUACAGAAUAUAGGUGUCUUUGCUUUCAUCUUAAAGGAAAAUAUUUAACGGCACAACUGGUUUUAAGCAGAACCAAGGCAGGGUGUAGUAAAAAUAAUCACCACAUUACUUUUUUUCAUUAUGCUUACCUCUCUGAUGUAAAGUAAACCCUAUACUUUGCCCUUACUUUACUAUACUUGAUUUUAAGGUAACACGCAUCUCAUAUAAUGUGAAACUUGUGCCGAAAGCCUACAUGAAUGUAAAACAUAAGAAUGUAAUUGGAAACUAGCACAAACCUUUUGGAUGACUAAUAAAAAAAAAUGUUUGGAUUA